Ascoidea rubescens DSM 1968 is the source of this 444-nucleotide messenger RNA. RefSeq names its product Snx3p (gene SNX3). The annotation marks the transcript as partial. Gene Ontology annotation, biological process: endocytic recycling; late endosome to Golgi transport. Gene Ontology annotation, cellular component: retromer complex; early endosome membrane. The record is from RefSeq and is a predicted model, not a curated record. The transcript has a single exon. NCBI's taxonomy places the organism in Eukaryota, Fungi, Ascomycota, Saccharomycetes, Ascoideales, Ascoideaceae. Gene Ontology annotation, molecular function: phosphatidylinositol-3-phosphate binding.
AAUUCAUCUUCCCUCCCAAAGAUAAAACAGCAAACCUUCGAUGAAAUCUAUGGCGAGCCGGAAAACUUCUUAGAAAUCGAAAUCAGAGACCCUCAAACCCAUGGCUACGGCAGAGGUAUGUUUACCGAUUACGAAAUAGUCUGUAGAACAAAUAUUCCUGCCUUCAAAAAGAAAACCUCAUCCGUUAGACGUCGUUACUCAGACUUUGAAUCCUUCAAAAUCGCCCUCCAAAACGAAAGCUCUCGAGUGGUAAUACCCUCCUUGCCCCCCAAAAUCUACCUCAACAAAAACAAAUUCAACGACUUUGAAAUCGAAAAAAGAAGACAAGGCUUGGAAAAAUUUCUCAGCAUUGUCGCUGGCCACCCUCUUCUUCAAACCUCAAACUCAAAAAUCCUAACCAGCUUUAUCCAAGAUGAUAGAUGGGAAAAAAACAAGUGGUUCUAC